Molecule: messenger RNA, 4701 nt
Organism: Culex pipiens pallens (northern house mosquito)
Lineage: Eukaryota; Metazoa; Arthropoda; Insecta; Diptera; Culicidae
Gene: numb
Product: protein numb
Exons: 4
Coding region: 1069-2628 (519 amino acids)
Source: RefSeq, a predicted model, not a curated record
UCAGUGUUGUUUGAAGUUUCGACCGUUACACCGUGUGUGCUAGGUCUAGGGGCUCUGUAGGUGUUCGUUGGCGCGGGGUUCCAGAUUUUCGCGCGAUCGCGAGGUUGGGGGUUUCGUCUCUCCGUGUAGGACGUCGUCGUCGUCGUGAUCAGUUCUCGAUACACCCCCUUUUUUGAGCGGGGAGCUGUGUGGCUAUAGGAUUGCGCUGGGAGUCUGGUCAAGGACUGACGGUGGUGCAGCAGUGUUCUUUGUGCUGAAUAAGCAGCCCAGUGAGUCGGUGAAAUUCCCGCUGAUCAAUAAAGUAUUUUUUUACUCUUCGUUUGCUGGUUGGUUUCCGAAAGUUGAAUAAAUUGUGCAAUACUCCCCGCGGGGUUCGUGCGAAACUGAAGGCAGAAGGUGUGGAAGAAUUUCGCGUUAGCGUAAUCAAAUGGUGCCUUGGCGGUGAAGUUUGUGGUAUCGAUUGCCGAGAGAGGUGCAGCUCAAGUCGAAGAAGAGCGCAGCGUUUCACGGAUAGUCGGGCUAUAAAACGGUUUGCAAGCGGGCCGUACAAGUCGAUAGAUCGGCAGCAGUACAUCCGGUGACCGGAUGCGUUCUGGUGGCUUGGCUGGGUCGUCAAGGUGAACCCCGACCGUAUUUCACCUCCUCACAGGAAGUUUGUCCUCGGACCGGCGCUGGACAGCCGAGGUCGUCCUGAACAGUUUGCGUUCUGCCAGGGGCAAUAAUCGACGUCGUCAGCAGCAGCAGCAGCCAGUCUGGACAUUUAACGGGUCCAGUAGAGUGCCAUAGCAGUGCCUCCAGUGCCUAGAUCUUCAAACGUGACGCCAUCGUACCGGGCGUCGGAGAGAGAUACCUCAUGAAUGUGAUAAUUAAUCGAGAGUGGAGAAUUUAUUAACCUUUUGGUACUCUCUCGAGCUACAUUGUAAAGCGGCUUGGAAAAGAUCUUUAAAAAAAGCAAGCUUGACCAGAGCGGAAUCUUGGACGAGGGCGUUCCGAGAUCAUUAUUUUUAUUGGUCACCUUUAAAUCGUCACUUGAGAUUGUGACCCCUCGGGCUCCCAGUGAGGGCAGCGAUGGGGAAUUCAACUUCGUCACACGAGCCGCUGGAGCGGGGCUUCACGCGGGGAACCUACGGUGAUGUCAAGAAUACGAAAGCGGCCUCAUUCCGGCACAGCAAACGAUCGCCCAAGAAGAUGGACCGGCUCCGGAAGUCGUUCCGGGAUUCGUUCCGGCGGCGCAAGGACCGGGUGCCGGAAGCGGCCAAACCGCACCAGUGGCAGUCGGACGAGCAGGCCGUCCGGUCCGCGACCUGCACCUUCUCCGUCAAGUAUCUGGGCUGCGUCGAGGUGUUUGAGUCGCGCGGGAUGCAGGUGUGCGAGGAGGCGCUCAAAGUGCUCAGGAACUCUCGCCGUCGCGCAAUCCGCGCUCAGCUUCACGUCAGCGGCGAUGGACUCCGCGUGGUCGAGGACGACACCAAGGGACUGAUCGUGGACCAAACCAUCGAAAAGGUCAGCUUCUGUGCGCCCGAUCGCAACCACGAGCGUGGCUUCAGCUACAUCUGUCGGGAUGGUACGACACGGCGCUGGAUGUGCCACGGCUUCCUGGCGGCCAAGGAUUCCGGAGAGCGGUUGUCCCAUGCGGUGGGGUGUGCUUUUGCGGUGUGUUUGGAGCGGAAACAGCGCCGCGAUAAGGAGUGCGGCGUUACGAUGUCUUUUGAUAUGAACAACAAGACGUUCACCAGGACUGGGUCGUUCCGGCAGCAAACGAUGACGGAACGGUUGGCAAAUGCGGACACGGCCGUGGUGGCGCCGAAUCAGAACAACAACAACAAGGCGGCCAAUCCGUUUGCGAUUGAGAGACCACACGCGACUCCCUCGAUGCUGGAACGUCAGGGAAGUUUCCGGGGCUUUACGCAGAUUGGGACGGCAUCGCCGUUCAAGCGCCAGAUGUCGCUGAGAAUCAACGAUCUUCCGUCCAACGCCGAACGACAACGAGCCUUCCUGGAUCCGACUUCGCCCCAUCGAACGUCCGUUUCGCCCAUUCCGGAGGUAACGGCCACCCAACCCACGGACACCGUCAGUCAGCUGUGCCAGGAACUGAGCCAGGGCCUUUCGCUGCUCACCAAGAACGACGCGGACGAUUUCUACCUUAGCAAAGACAUCACGCAAAAUCUUUCCGCCACUGUCACCAGCACGUCCUCAAUCGGCCCCUAUCUGAGCAUGUCGACCGGCGCCAGUCCAGCCGAUCCGGUGGUGGCCACCAACCCGCUCGCGACCGUUUUCGCCCCCACCAUCCUGUCAACGCAUCCGACCGCGACGACGACAACGACGCUUCCUCCACGAUCGCUGACCCCGAACCUGGGCGUCGCCACUUCCUCCGCCACAGCCGUCGUCCCCGUGGAAACCGCCUCGCCGCUGCCCAACCCGGAACAGUGGCUCGGCCAGAUCGUGAAGAAUGUGUCCCCAUCGCCACGGCGGGCCCCCUCGAUCCACGCCCGCGCCAAGUCGCUGAGCGCGGCUGACCCGUUCGACUCGGAGUGGGUGUCGGACGUGGCCAAGCCGGAGAUUCACAGCACCAAUCCGUUCAUUUCGCCGCCGAAACCGCCGGCGCAGAGCUUCCAGGUGCACCUGUAAGGGGCAUGGGGCUGGGAACGGGGACGGGGAGGGACGGCCGAGGACGUUAAUGGUGCUUGUUGAUGAUAGUUGUUAGUAUGAGGGAUAAGCCAGCCAACGAAGGAGUGGGAAGCAAACGAAGCAGGGUGGACGAAUGAUACUUACUCAAUACUACUCAAACAUUCUAAUAGCAUUUAUUUUGCCUUAUGAGAAAAACUUUGAUUUACGGUUAGGAGGUUAGAGAUCGCUGCUGCAAUGAGGGAAGGAACGGAGUACAUGAAUUGUAAAUUUAAUAUUAUUAUUAUUUGAAGCAGGACUUCUAACGGACGAAACAUGAAAAUUAUUAUGAAACCAGAUUAAAUUUAUCAAAAAAUGAGUGAAUAAUUUAUCAAUAAAAAUUUCAAACAUAAACAGAACCAUUUUGUAUCAAAUUAUAUUUCUACAUUACGAAAUGAGACAAAAAUCUUAGUAAUUUUGAAGCGGGAAAUAAUGAGUUUUUGAUGUAUUUUUUUACAUUUUACUUUGACAAAUAACUUUGUUCUGAGAGCUCUAAAAAGAUUAAAACAUGUGGUAACGAAUGCAUCCAUGCAUAAAUAAAAGAAUUAUUUCUGCUCUAAAAGAAUGUUUCAUAAAAUUUGUAAUAAAAAUGAUUGGAAUUACAAUGCUUGAAAAAGAUUUCAAUUCACAAAAAUUAUAUUCUUUUAAAGGCAAAGUUCAUUAAAAUAUCAUGCUUGAAUCAUGUUUAUUUUUCAUUUUGUUCUGUAGCAGCGAUCGUUUUACAAAUCAUUUGCGAAAACAAGACUUGAUAAAGACGGAUUUACCAGCACUUAAUGGAAGUAUAAAAGUGAAACGUGCAGAACACCACCGCAACACAAUGAAAUGCUUCGCAAGAUUGAAACACAAACACACAAAAACCGGCUUGGAACGCUUUACCUGUAUUACUGUAUACCUAAUAGAGACAAACAAAUUACACACACAAACACUCACACAAAGUCUACGAUUCUUUAAUGCACACACACGAAACAUUACCAUUUGCGUAAAGGCAACAACUUUAUCGUAUUUCAAAACCCAUGAAGAAAGUUACGCCGAAGAACUAUUCCACAGAAAUGAACAAUCGAGAAAGAAUCUCCUUCUCGAUAAGGGCACAACCUUUUAAACCCCGUCGGGCAGAACUCAAUGUGCAGCUGCUUAACAGUGAAGAUGCAAAGCAUUACAAAAACAGUACUUAAACUAACUUAAAGGAAGCAAGCUAGAAAAUAAUGGAUAUGAAAUCAAACUAACAGAAGUAAAACUGCCAGCUGCCAACAAAGGUCGGCGUGGCGCAGAAUUAUAUGGAUUAUGAAGAAAUAUGAGCAUUGUGAUCAACGUGAAAUACAUUCGAGAAAAAAAUGAGGAGUUAAAUUAAAAGAUACAUAUUAGCGAAAAGUAAAGCAUUCAAAACGAUCGUUUAGGGGUUUUAGGUUUAAGCCAGGGUAUUCAAACUGGAAUGCUGAUUUCGCCUGCUCGAGGGAGUUAAUAUUAACUUGUUCUAGGACCAUUCAACACCGCUGCUGUGUAGAGUUACUUGGGAAAGUAUUCCAUUUUUGCGACCAUAGUGUGUACUUAAGAAAACUCGGUUUAGUUUAGCGUUUUGAUUGUGUACAUACGAGAUAGAGAGAACGAGCGCGAGAGCAACUGCACAGUGCGUGCAGGUUAUUUUUAACGUUUUAUGUGUAGAUAGUUGUACAUAUCACGCGCCGCGCCGUCUUUUCAAAAGAACUUUUACAUUCUGUUCCGUGCUGUAGUCACCGAAGGGUUAGAGAACAAGUAAGCAAGGCUGCUCGACAUUUACUUUGGAUUUAUUUAUACUUUUAUGAUUUACCGCUUUUGUUCCGGUCAUUUUCCGAACUACUUUAUUUAAAAAUUAACCAAGUUAGCCGGUCCGCCGAAAGAUCUUUAGUUAUGCGUUAUAAACAAAUUUGUAAAAAUAUACUUCAAUCAUCCCCGGCGUUCAGAUGUCCACAACUGGGUGUAUAGAGAAUCUUGAUCUUGUAAUAUAAUUCCCAACCAGAUGUAAGUGUAUUAUUUAGAGCUAAAUAAACUUAAUAAAACAAA